Lonchura striata (white-rumped munia) is the source of this 806-nucleotide messenger RNA. It is a transcript of the gene CENPA, whose product is annotated as centromere protein A. Lineage: Eukaryota; Metazoa; Chordata; Aves; Passeriformes; Estrildidae. Gene Ontology annotation, molecular function: protein heterodimerization activity; DNA binding; structural constituent of chromatin. Gene Ontology annotation, cellular component: nucleosome. The record is from RefSeq and is a predicted model, not a curated record.
AUGCCCCGCCCCAAACCCACCCCCCGGCGGCGUGGCGCUCCCCGAGCCCCCCCAUCGCCCCGGCCGCGGGCACGCAGACUCCGCCCAGGUCAGCGGGCAUUGCAGGAGAUCCGCAGGUACCAGAGCAGCACCCGCCUGCUGCUGCGCCCCGGCCCCUUCGCCCGCCUGGUGCGGGAGAUCUGCCUACUCUUCACCCGCGGGGUGGAUUACCGCUGGCAGCGCAUGGCCCUGCUGGCGCUGCAGGAGGCGGCAGAGGCCUUCAUCGUGCGGAUGCUGGAAGAUGCGUACCUAUGCUCGCUGCACGCCCGCCGAGUCACCCUGUUCCCCAAGGAUCUGCAGCUGGUCCGGCGCCUGCGAGGAGCCGAGGCGGGGGGCAUCUGAAUGGCGACCCCCCUGAGCCCCUGCACAGACUCAACCCCCCAGACCCCUGUACCAGGACCCCCACCCUGAGGCUCACUCCUGACAAUCUCACACCCCUAAUUUUAUUGGGACCUCCUAUGGUAUCAUCAUGCUGAGACACCCCCCACCAUGGAGUCCCCCAAAGCUGGGGCCCUAUCCUGACAUGCCCAAUCUGAUUUAGGAUCCACUUCCCCAAGACUCCCCAUAUGGACCCACCCCAUAGACUCCCCCCUAUUGGAUCCCCACCUCAGGAUCCCCAACAAUCCCUUCAGGGAUCCAUCCCAGAGUGGAGGUCCCUUUCCUUAGUCCAGCACCCAUGACAUUAUUGAGGAGUGCUACCCAUGAUUCCCCUGGAACCCUGCUCACCAGGUGCACUCCAAUAAGUUAAUAAAUGUUUGUGACUCCUA